GUUUCAAAGCUCGGACGUAAACAGCUUCAGUUUCCUCUUCAGAAAGGAAGAUCAGGGCAACUGUGAGAAUCACACCGAGAAGAUGGGAACGGAGAGUCGCGGCACUAAUUAAGCCAUUUUUAAAUAGAAAUCUUAAUUGUAUUUACUUAACUCGGUAGAUGCUGCUGUUGUUUACAUUUAUUGACAGGGAUAAUUUAGGUUGAUAAAAGAUCCAGGGGCCCGGGCCUCUGUCCGCGGUCUUGAGUUGAACAGUCAUCCGACAUCAGAGCGAGUGAGUCGGUGUGAACAGCAGAGCCCUGCUGCACAUCAUGGGCGAUAGUAGAGAUUCUCAUAGUCCAGACAGCUCAUCCGUUUCCUCGCCACCAUCAGGUCAGCGUUCGCCCCCGUUGGCCCCUUCAGCCGCCUCCAUGACUUCCCUGCCCCCCAUCACUUCGGCCGUGAACAGUCCCAUCAGCAGCAUGGGCUCACCUUUCUCAGUCAUCAGCUCCUCUCUGGGUUCUCCUUGCCUUCCUGGAACUCCCUCGGUAGGCUACGGCCCCAUCAGCAGCCCACAGAUUAACAUGUUUCGCAGAAACACAGAGAUCAACUCCACCGUGUCCAUGUCAGGUCUGCACGCCGUCAGCAGCUCUGAUGACGUCAAACCGCCCUUCGGUUUGAAGCCGAUGUCCGCCCACAGCCCAGGGCCCAUGCUCUCUCAGAAACGCUUGUGUGCCAUCUGUGGAGAUCGCUCUUCUGGCAAGCACUACGGCGUGUACAGCUGCGAGGGCUGCAAGGGCUUUUUCAAGCGCACUGUGAGGAAGGACCUGAGCUACACAUGCAGAGACAAUAAGGACUGUCUGGUGGACAAACGCCAGAGGAACCGCUGCCAGUACUGCCGCUACCAGAAGUGCCUGGCCAUGGGGAUGAAGAGAGAGGUGGUCCAAGAUGAACGACAACGAUCUGUUCAGGAGGAGCGUCAGAGGAACAAGGAACGGGAGGGAGAGGUGGAGUCCACCAGCGCAGCGAAUGAAGAGAUGCCCGUGGAGAAGAUUCUGGAAGCAGAGAUGGCCGUGGAGCAGAAGACUGAGCUGCAUGCAGAUGGCAGCUCAGGGGGAAGUUCUCCAAAUGACCCAGUCACAAAUAUCUGCCAGGCGGCUGAUAAACAGCUGUUCACUUUGGUGGAGUGGGCAAAACGGAUCCCUCACUUCAGUGAGCUGUCUCUGGAUGACCAGGUCAUCCUGCUGCGUGCUGGCUGGAAUGAGCUACUGAUCGCGUCAUUCUCUCAUCGCUCCAUCACGGUGAAGGAUGGCAUUCUGCUGGCCACCGGCCUCCACGUGCACAGGAACAGUGCUCACAGCGCGGGGGUGGGAGCCAUCUUUGACAGGGAGAGUGCGCACAAUGCAGAGGUUGGGGCCAUAUUUGACAGGGUGCUGACGGAGCUGGUGAGCAAGAUGAGGGACAUGCAGAUGGAUAAAACAGAGUUGGGCUGCCUGAGAGCCAUCAUCCUCUUCAACCCAGGUCAGACCGCACACUCAUACACAUUCAGUUCACGUUAG
Molecule: messenger RNA, 1535 nt
Organism: Sinocyclocheilus anshuiensis
Lineage: Eukaryota; Metazoa; Chordata; Actinopteri; Cypriniformes; Cyprinidae
Product: retinoic acid receptor RXR-beta-A-like
Exons: 12
Coding region: 309-1535 (408 amino acids)
Biological process (GO): regulation of DNA-templated transcription
Cellular component (GO): nucleus
Molecular function (GO): zinc ion binding; nuclear steroid receptor activity; sequence-specific DNA binding
Source: RefSeq, a predicted model, not a curated record